CUCUACGUCAUGCUAAACAAGCGGGUCGGAUGUCUGGACCGCGAGGUGUCCGAGCAGGUCAACACCUUCAUCCAGUCCAUAGCCACCAUGUUCCUCACGGGUCACCAGCUCAUGGUCUACGCCAGCCUCCACAAGUUCCUGCGCACCCGCCCGUGGAGGCAGCACGUGGAGUCCUGGGACAAGAUUUACGACUUCGGUGCGUCAAUGUGCCCUGUCAUGUGUCCUGUCAUGUGUCAUGUCGUGUGUCCUGUAAUGUGUCCUGUAAUGUGUCAUGUAAUGUGUCCUGUAAUGUGUCCUGUAAUGUGUCAUGUAAUGUGUCCUGUAAUGUGUCCUGUCAUGUGUCCUGUCAUGUGUCCUGUCAUGUGUCCUGUCAUGUGUCCUGUCAUUUGUCAUGUCAUUUGUCGUGUCAUUUGUCAUGUCAUUUGUCGUGUCAUUUGUCCUGUCAUUUGUCCUGUCAUUUGUCCUGUCAUUUGUCCUGUCAUUUGUCCUGUCAUUUGUCCUGUCUUUUGUCCUGUCAUUUGUCCUGUCAUUUGUCCUGUCAUUUAUCCUGUCAUUUGUCCUGUCAUUUGUCCUGUCAUUUGUCCUGUCAUUUGUCCUGUCAUGUGUCCUGUCAUGUGUCCUGUCAUGUGUCCUGUCAUUGUCCGAGGGGGCAAAUAGCCUUAACAUGGAGAGGAAAAAUAGCCUUAACAUGGAGGGGGCAAAUAGCCUUAACAUAGAGGGGGUAAAUAGCCUAAACAUAGAGGGGUAAAUAGCCUUAACAUGGAAGGGUCAAAUAGCCUUAACAUGGAGGGGGCAAAUAGCCUUAACAUAGAGGGGCAAAUAGCCUUAACAUGGAGGGGGCAAAUAGCCUUAACAUAGAGGGGACAAAUAGCCUUAACAUGGAGGGGACAAAUAGCCUUAACAUGGAGGGGGCAAAUAGCCUUAACAUGGAGGGGACAAAUAGCCUUAACAUGGAGGGGGCAAAUAGCCUUAACAUGAAGGGGGCAAAUAGCCUUAACAUGGAGGGGGGCAAAUAGCCUUAACAUGGAGGGGGCUAAUAGCCUUAACAUAGAGGGGACAAAUAGCCUUAACAUGGAGGGGACAAAUAGCCUUAACAUGGAGGGGACAAAUAGCCUUAACAUGGAGGGGACAAAUAGCCUUAACAUGGAGGGGACAAAUAGCCUUAAGAUGGAGGGGGCAAAUAGCCUUAACAUGGAGGGGGGCAAAUAGCCUUAACAUGAAGGGGGAAAAUAGCCUUAACAUGGAGGGGGCUAAUAGCCUUACGAUUGAGGAGAGGCGCUUGCACAAGAAAGUCAAAGAUGUUCAACUGUUGUCUCCCUGUAGCGGCGGAGCACAUCAACCAGAGAAUUGACGAGGUGACCAAAGAGCUGGACACAGGGGUGCCGCCCGUGGAGGGCGAGCACGUGGACUUCAUGAAGUACGUUGUCGGCACCCACCAGCUGAGCAGAAACGAGAUCGUCGACAACAUCAUCGAAGUGUUCAUGGGCGGCAUCGACACGGUGGGUGUUCAUUUGAUUGAUUCGGUGAACAUUUUUAGAGCCCUUGAGGCGACAGCUAUCUCAAAUUUGCUCAAUGAACUUUUCCUUUCUGUUAAAACUAUUUGAUUGAUUAUAGUUGGAAGGUUUAUUUGUUGUUGUUUUUUGGUGUUUUUUUGAGUUCCUAAAUUAUAAUUAUUUUUUAAAAUGAUACUUUGACAGACUGCCAACUCGCUGGCCUUCCUGUUCUACCUGCUGUCCAAAAACGAGGCCGUCCAGGCGAGACUGGUGGCCGAGAUCGACAACGUCCUGGGCAGACGUCAGGCCGGGAGCGCCGACCUGCAGAACAUGCCGUUUCUCAAGGCGUGCGUCAAGGAGACGCUGCGACUCUUCCCGCCCAUUCCCAUGAACGCACGGACCACCACCGAGGACACCUCGGUUGGAGGCUACUUCAUCCCCAAGGACGUGAGUUCAGAGUUCAAGGCUGUCACGUGACUCCGUGUGAACUCAUUUCGAUGGUAUAAUGAAGUGGGCGUAUUAAGGAGAUGCUGAAAUAAAGUGGGCGUAAUAGGGAGACGCUGAAAUGAAGUGGGCGUAAUCGGGAGAUGCUGAAAUGAAGUGGGCGUAAUGAGUAGAUGCUAUAAUUAAGUGGGCGUAAUGAGUAGAUGCUGAAAUGAAUUGGGCGUAAUGAGUAGAUGCUAUAAUUAAGUGGGCGUAAUGAGUAGAUGCUAUAAUGAAGUGGGCGUAAUGAGUAGAUGCUGUAAUGAAGUGGGCUUAAUCAGUAGAUGCUAUAAUGAAGUGGGCGUAAUGAGUAGGUGCUAUAAUGAAGUGGGCGUAAUGAGUAGAUGCUAUAAUGAAGUGGACGUAAUGAGUAGAUGCUAUAAUGAAGUGGACGUAAUGAGUAGAUGCUGCAAUAAGGUGGGUGUAUUGGGUAGAUGCUGAAAUGAGGUGGGCGAAUUAAGCAGAUACUGGAGUGAAGUGGUGGUAGUGAGUGGAUGCUGUAGUGAAGUGGGCGUAGUGAGUGGAUGCUGUAGUGAAGUGGUGGUAGUGAGUGGAUGCUGUAGUGAAGUGGUGGUAGUGAGUGGAUGCUGUAGUGAAGUGGUGGUAGUGAGUGGAUGCUGUAGUGAAGUGGUGGUAGUGAGUGGAUGCUGUAGUGAAGUGGUAGUAGUGAGUGGAUGCUGUAGUGAAGUGGGCGUGAUGGGAAUUUAACGGCACGACAUUUAGAAUGAAUCAUGGGAAUGACUCAACCUUGAAUGUUGACUAAGACACUCAGGGCGUACAUACCUUUCAUAUUUAGAGCCCACAUGGAUCAAUGGAUAUAUUUAUACAUGGUUGUCGCACCACAGGGAUGGGUGCAUGGAUAUAUUUAUACAUUUGCUGUAGCGCCACAGGCAUGGAAUGAGGGAUAUCUUUAUACACGGGCUGUAGCGCCACGUGGAUGAAUGGAUGGAUAUCUUUAUACACGGGCUGUAUCGCCACAUGGAUGGAUGGAUAUCUUUAUACACGGGCUGUAUCGCCACAUGGAUGGAUGGAUAUAUUUAUACACGGGCUGUAUCGCCACAUGGAUGGAUGGAUGGAUAUCUUUAUACACGGGCUGUAUCGCCACAUGGAUGGAUGGAUGGAUAUAUUUAUACACGGGCUGUAGGGACACAUUUUAAGUAAUUAUUUGAUUUGUUUUUUAUGAUUUGAGUUUUGAUUGUUUUUUUCCUUAUAUUGUGUAUACCUCAAAAUAUUAACAAAAUGCAAAUUUUUCUUCACGGCAGACGAUUAUAAUGCUGAACCUCUACGUCAUGUCACGAGACGAGACGAUUUUCACGGAGCCCGACCAGUUCAAACCGGACAGGUGGCUCAGGGGUGACCAGGACGAGACGAAUGCA
This is a messenger RNA of Lymnaea stagnalis (great pond snail), 3352 nucleotides long. The record is from the annotation of a GenBank genome assembly. Lineage: Eukaryota; Metazoa; Mollusca; Gastropoda; Lymnaeidae.